Messenger RNA from Melampsora larici-populina 98AG31, 1857 nucleotides. RefSeq lists its product as uncharacterized. NCBI's taxonomy places the organism in Eukaryota, Fungi, Basidiomycota, Pucciniomycetes, Pucciniales, Melampsoraceae. Bases 1 to 1857 code for a protein of 618 amino acids. The transcript has 7 exons. The record is from RefSeq and is a predicted model, not a curated record.
AUGUCUGGACAGAUCCAUAUAUCAAGUCCAGCCAAAUUGUACAUCACCAAUCGACAUUGUCGACGGGUCCAUCCCCUCCCAACACCCGUCGUUGGCCAUCUCACUGGACUCACCUGUCCAGAUUGCCCGCUCACGUCGACUAGUCAGCUACGAUACCACCCGCCUCGCUUCCCAAACCCAGCAAACAUCAACUGGAAGUGUCAUCAACCCGACUCUCACCACGUCCACGGAAAGGGAUAUGUUCGAACUCUCAAACUCGAACACUUGAUCAACAAAAUUCGAGCUAUCAAUGCAGGAGCUCAACCACCUCCAGCUCCUGGAAGCCUCUCUGGGCUACUUAACGUCAGCAAUGAAGAACCCGAUCACUUGAAGAGGAAAACUACGAGUCAAUUGUGCCCAGGGUAUCUAGGGAGAACUGGGGCCACGCAUCAGUCAACCAACAAGUCGAACAUGAAGUGUAGCCUCCGGUUGUGUCUUUUGUGCUGCCAAAUGGUCCAACGAGUGCACGGUUUGACGUGCAACUUCAAGGCACACGUUUACACGCCUUUGUCUUCUGGAGAUCACGACAUGUCAAGCCCUGCGAUUAGAAAUUUUGUACCUUUCGGCCUUUCGAAUGUAUUGGAUCAAGGUUCUUCUCAACAUGUAUCCCAAUCAUUGGUUUCAUUUCCACGGUCCUCCCAAUCCUUAGCCGGACCAAGCGGGUCACAGCAAGCAACUUCGAAGCAGAUCCAGUCUGCCCAAGCUAAUCGGGCAGUGACGUCUACCCUAACACCUUCUCAGCUCUCCGAAUACCACGAAAAUCUUAAGGCCGUUGAUCUUGUAGCAAAGAGUCGGGAUGCCGCAAAAAGGGAGGCUGCGCGCACAAUCUGGGUUGAGUUAUGGACUAAGCCGGGCUCUAGCACACUUAUCAACGCUGAAGCGCCCAAUUGGCCACUGUUUUCACUCCAAGAGUGUCAAAUACUACUGGAUAAAUGCAGGAAAGCGAUGAGCGACAAAGAAGACUGGGAGUCGGAGAUCGAGGUGUGGAACAUGGAACAAUUCCGUUGGGUUUCUCUAGCACCUACAUGCACUUCGAAGUAUCCACCAAUCCCGCGAAAAAUCCUAGUUCAACUUGAAUCUAUCUCCGAUAACGAUUGCUUGGGGCUUUCAGAUGCGAUUUUGAAGAUGACCACCGAGGGACCCUAUGAGCCACUUACUACACCAGCGCGUUGCAUCCUCACCGUCUCACCGAACCCGCCAAAAAUCUCAUAUUCAAGCUUGAAUAUGAGAUUACCAGCACCAGUCCCGGCAGUCCCUCGUGUUCAACUAGAUGUACAUACAUCUACGGAACCGGCAACACCUGAAAGUUCGCCACUACCAUCACCUCGCACGAUCUGCUUGAAAAAAAAGACGAUAAACUCCAAAGACUCCGAGAUCGAAUGGAUAGGUUCCUCUGACUUGCAGGUCAAGGUUUCUCUCGCAAUUGCAGAAUCCAAGAAGGGCCAAGAGUACUUGGCCAGAUUCGAGGGUAGUCCAUGGGUUGCCUGGGUCGAAUUCUUUGGAGAGUUGUAUGAUUAUGGUCAUACAACUGUGUAUCGAGUCAAAAAGUGGAUUAACCUGGUGGGAGAAGAACAGUUGGAGCUUGAUACUCGCACGACCCCUUCGCUUACACUCAUUGCAGCUCGGAAGAUGUAUCAGAAAGAGUGGCUGGCAACCAAAACCAAGCGCCAAGAUCAAGAACUUCAACCAAAGCAAAAACGAGAAGUUGAAGAUGUUCAACAGCAGGAUUCAAAAAGAAGAAAGGUCGUUGUUGAUGACAACGCGCGCUCUGAUGUACAAUCAGACGGUGACUCGGAUGUUCAAAUUAUGAACAAUUGA